Messenger RNA from Mesitornis unicolor (brown roatelo), 567 nucleotides. Its product is annotated as probable tubulin polyglutamylase TTLL9. Gene Ontology annotation, biological process: protein polyglutamylation; microtubule cytoskeleton organization. Gene Ontology annotation, molecular function: tubulin-glutamic acid ligase activity; tubulin binding. Lineage: Eukaryota; Metazoa; Chordata; Aves; Mesitornithiformes; Mesitornithidae. Gene Ontology annotation, cellular component: cilium. The record is from RefSeq and is a predicted model, not a curated record.
CUGAGUCAGCAGGACUGCUUAGUGAAGAAUCCGAAGAGGUUUCGGAAGCGGUUCGAAGGAGAAGCAGGAAAGUUUGAGGCAACAAAAUGCGCCUUUAUUCCGAAGACCUUCAAAACGCCUUCGCGGUACCAUUUGUUUGUGGAAGGAUUUUGCAAGAAUCCUGGCGUCACUCGAAUUCUGAAGCUGACGUUCUCCUCACAAACGUGGCAGUGCAAAAGGCCGUACCUGCUUCUGAUCUGGGGAAGGGGUGCAAGUGGGUGGUUCAGCGGCUCAGACAGCGCUCGACUGCCAAGCGUGGGGCAGGGAGGAUGGAAGUUCUGUGUGGAUACGGAUGAUGCUUUCAUCCACAGCCUCCAGAGUGCUGACAGUGACAAACACUGCUUUGAGCUCUAGGGCUGGGACAUCCUGAUCAAUCUGGAUCUGUAAGGCUGGCUUCUGGAGAUGAAUGCCUCACCUUCCCUCACUGCUGCUAGCCAGGAUGACGGGCUCAAGCAUCCUCUGCUCAAAGACACACUUCAUAUUGUGGACAGGGAGGGCAGGCAGGCAAAGAUGUUUACUACCUUCUAA